Fusarium pseudograminearum CS3096 is the source of this 1638-nucleotide messenger RNA. RefSeq lists its product as uncharacterized. Gene Ontology annotation, biological process: carbohydrate metabolic process; N-glycan processing. The transcript has a single exon. Bases 1 to 1638 code for a protein of 545 amino acids. Gene Ontology annotation, cellular component: endoplasmic reticulum; Golgi membrane. Gene Ontology annotation, molecular function: mannosyl-oligosaccharide 1,2-alpha-mannosidase activity; calcium ion binding. NCBI's taxonomy places the organism in Eukaryota, Fungi, Ascomycota, Sordariomycetes, Hypocreales, Nectriaceae. The record is from RefSeq and is a predicted model, not a curated record.
AUGUUGUUUUCGUCUUUCUUUUAUAGCCUUGGGCUACCACUCCUUGUGUCUGGUUUGCAGAAGAACCUCAAAUCCGACAGCAACCUUCGUUAUCCGGAACAACGUGGACGUGGCUAUGACUACACCAGCUUUGAACCAGACCAGAACAAGCGCGCAGAUGAGAUUAUUGAGAUGUUCCGUUUUGCAUGGAACGGAUACUAUGAACAUGCCUUCCCUCAUGACUCUCUGCGACCCAAGUACAACAACUACACAGAUGAUCGCAAUGGAUGGGGCGUCACAGCUGUUGAUGGACUCGACACUGCUAUUCUGAUGGAGCAAACUGACAUUGUUGAAACAAUUCUCGACUUCAUACCUACUAUCAAUUUCACCAAAACGAAUACCCCAAAGCCUAGUUCUGUCAGCCUUUUCGAGACUAAUAUCCGUUAUCUUGGUGGUUUGCUGAGCGCAUACGAUUUGCUCAAGGGACCGUUCCGUCAUCUCAAGAUUGAUGAGAAGAAGGUUGAUACGCUACUCACCCAAGCCACGACACUAGCCGACACUCUCAAGUUUGCUUUUGACACACCAACCGGCAUCCCCUUGAACGACAUCUUUAUCGAGAACAGAACUUCCAGUGAUGGUAGUGAUAGUUUGACGCAAGAUGGACAGCGAACCACGGGCUUAGCUGUCAUGGGUUCGCUUGUUCUCGAAUGGCAACGUCUCUCCGAUCUGACUGGAGACCCUCAGUAUGGAGAACUUGCCAAUCGCGCUGAAGACUACUGGCUUUCACCUUCUUCGGAAGUGUGGCCUGGCCUCACAGGCGGAAACUUCAGUAUCGAAACGGGAGAAAUUCUGGACAACUAUGGAGGAUGGACAUCGGGUAACGAUUCAGCGUACGAGUAUCUUAUCAAGAUGUUCGUCUAUGAUCCCGAGCGCUUCGGUCACUAUGGUGAGCGAUUUACCAAAGCUGCCGACUCGACCAUCAAGCAUUUGGUCUCGCAUCCCUCCUCGCGACCAGAUUUGACCUUCGUCUCGACAUUUGCAGGCACAGAGCAGGUCAAUUAUACAGAGUUUCUUGCCUGCUUUAUUGGAGGUUCCUUCAUUCUGGGAAGCUCAGCCAUGGACCGCCCAGACUGGCUAGACUAUGGACUGUCAUUUAGCGAGUAUUGCGCCAACGGCUACCGAUACACCGCAUCGGGCAUUGGCCCAACACUGUACAGCUGGGAUACAGAUCUCCUGUCGCAGCCUGAAAACAACAACCAAACAGAGUUGUAUUCACGCGCAGGCUUUUUCAUUCCGGACGGCCUUUUCGCAGCUGGCCAAUCCCCAGAGGCGGUGGAGAGCUGGUAUUAUGCCUACCAGCAUACCAAGUCUCAGUACUGGCGCGACGUAGCUUGGGCCUACACCCUAGCGCAGAACAGGACGAUGCGUGUCGGUGACGGAUUUGCGAGCAUCAGCAAUGUGCUCUCUCCGUCUGGCGACGGACCCCGAGGGGGCAUCAUGGCUAGUUUCAUGCUCGCUGAAACACUCAAGUACCAAUGGCUGAUCCAGACAGAAAGCAAGGGCGAAUGGGACGUGUUGGGCGGAGACGAGGGAACUAAUCUGUUUGUUUACAACACUGAGGCUCAUCCGCUAAAGGUUGCUGCCCGGAGGCCUGUUUAA